This is a messenger RNA of Diprion similis, 2100 nucleotides long. RefSeq names its product KICSTOR complex protein ITFG2-like. Gene Ontology annotation, biological process: regulation of TOR signaling. The record is from RefSeq and is a predicted model, not a curated record. Lineage: Eukaryota; Metazoa; Arthropoda; Insecta; Hymenoptera; Diprionidae. Gene Ontology annotation, cellular component: KICSTOR complex. Bases 140 to 2008 code for a protein of 622 amino acids. The transcript has 6 exons.
AGCUAAGGCUACUUGCAUUGUCUGGCCUCCAAAACGUUGGCAGUUCUUAAAUCCCGAGGUACGUGAGCACAGAUUACCGCUCAACAUCCUGAGAUCGUCUGUUGCCUAAAACGAGUAACUGUGAAGAGAGAGCACCAUCAUGCGAGCCGUAAGCUUUGUUAAACGGCUGCAAUGGGACGUCCCAGGAACAAUUUUCAGACAUGGUAUGUCACUAGGCGAUGUUGAUAACGAUGGCGACAACGAAUUGGUUGUUGGAACCGCAGAAGGGGAGCUAUAUAUUUUUAAAGGUUCGGACUUGUGGCAGAAAAUAACAGGUCUUGGUCUCAUAACUUGCCUAACAGUCGGCGACAUUUUUAACUACGGUCGUAAUGCUCUGGUAGUAAUUUGCGGGGAUGGAUGGGUCCACAUCUUCUACAGUCCUCGACCAGUCAACCCAACUGCAACAUCGCUGGGCUCGGUGGGUUCGGUGGGCCUUUUACCUGUAAUAAAAGAGUCUACUCUUCAAGAUCAGUCCGGCGCACCGACCGGGCCAACCAGCGUGGACGUGGCCACAGGUAUGAGCAGUAUGAUGAACUCGUCAGGUUCUGAUCAAAUGGAUAAUAACGUGGAAUCGAAUGAGCCCUCUGGGAAAAUGCAGUGCGUUCACGUUCAACGUAUUCCUACAAACACCAAAGUAGUCCUCCUCGCUGAUGUAGACAAAGAUGGGGCUGUGGAAAUGAUCCUGGGACUGACCGAUCGCGUUGUGCGAUCUUACAGAUGGUCUAGUAGCGCCGAACUUGGGUCUCGCAGACUAAUUGGUUUAAAUAAAUGGGAAUGUGCCGACCAAAUUGGAACUGUAACUCUACAGCACACUGGGGAUGGCACACCGACUCUGCUAGUUGCACAGCCAGGCGGAACGUUUAUGAGGAUAAAAUGCAGUCCUGAAGAUUGUAAUUUUGAUGAUCCUGAUGGCUCGGAGACGAACAGUGAAGUAGCAGCAAGUUGCGUGGACUAUCAGAUGCUGGGAAUAUCAAGAAUGCGAAACCCGAAUAUCUCGACAGAGAUUCUGGGUGACCUUGAGCCCGGAAAGCAGGAAUUUGUGUCUGCAUUGGACACUGAGGCAACAAAGUUUUCGGCGAAAAGUGUUUCUACUAAACAGAACACCUUCUCAGACGACAGUCAGCUCGGAAUGAACGAGUUCAAAGCCUCGUCUUUGGAAUUUAAGCGGAAUUAUUCUCAGCCGGAAAUGCGGAAGGCAAGUCUAGACGCAGUGGAUAUCAUUCGUCGAAGAGAAAUUAUCGCCCAGCAUGACCAAGCUGUGAGUUUUUACACCAGGCACGACACACGUGGCAUCGACACGAUCGACGGGAAUUUUAUCGGCGGUAACAUCGUUCUGGGUGAGUUUGACGUGAGGACAGAUAAAAAGUCUCUUCUUCCAACGCACAAGGACUUUUUGCCGUCUAUAGACGACAAUAAAGAUAACAACAAUCGUAGCGAGAGCGAUGAUAAGAACUCCCAGGAUUCCGUCGGUGCCAGAAAAGGAAAACCAUAUGCUCUAGCCACCCUAGACGGAACAAUUAUGCUCGUACAAGAUGAAGUUAUUUUAUGGGCGAUGCAGGUGGAUCACCAAAUAUUUGCUCUGUGUCGAUUGGAUGUUACUGGCGAUGGGACGGAUGAGAUAGUCGCAUGUGCCUGGGACGGUCAGACAUACAUACUUGAUCAGCAAAAAAAUAGCGUACGAUUCCAAUUCGAAGAACCAGUGAGAGCCUUCUGUACUGGAAAAUACAGCGUUUCAUCUGGAUCGUCAAGCCCCUGUUUAGUCUACAAUACAUUUCAAAAUAAAAUAUUUCUGUAUCACGACGUGAUUUUACCGAGUAUGAUGGUGUCCUCAUUGGAUCCUCUUGACGCACUUCAUGACGAGGAGAAAAGAAUAUUGGAAGAGUGGUUAAGCAAGGACAGUGAAACAGGGAAAGAGCACAAAAUGCAGCUAUUAACUGAAUGGUUACUGUACAGCAAUGAUUGUUUGUAGAAAUAAAAGAAUAAAAAAUCGGUGUUCUUAUAGAAAUUAUAAAAAUGCCAAUAGGCUAUUUAAAAUGAAAUAAACUACUAAUUCUUGUUACU